UAGAGGUGCACGACACUUUCCGACACUCGCGAAUACCUUUACGACAGUCCGUGGUGGUAUGGUCACACGUGUUGUCAUCAUCGCAUGGAGGUCUCUCGGAGUAAAUAGCUGCAGAAAGCCGAUCGACUUUAAGAUUUGAAGAAAAAUGUCUUACAGAGGAGGUGGAGGACGAGGCGGAGGUGGAGGAUUUAACCGAGGUGGUGGAGGAUUUGGCAGAGGAGGUGGAGGAUUUGGAAGAGGAGGUGGAGGAGGCAGAGGAGGUGGAUUUCGUGGUGGUGGCAGAGGAGGCUUUAAUAGACAACAGGACUAUGGUCCUCCAGAAUAUGUCGUCGCACUGGGAGAGUUCAUGCAUCCAUGUGAAGAUGACAUCGUGUGCAAGUGCACAACAGAGGAGAAUAAAGUUCCCUACUUUAACGCCCCAGUGUACUUGGAAAACAAGGAGCAGAUCGGGAAGGUGGAUGAGAUAUUCGGCCAGCUCCGGGACUUUUAUUUUUCAGUCAAACUUUCUGACAAUAUGAAGGCAUCUUCAUUCAAGAAACUACAGAAGUUUUAUAUAGAUCCAAUGAAGCUCCUCCCACUGCAGAGAUUCCUCCCCAGGCCGCCAGGAGAGAAAGGUCCACCAAGAGGCGGCAGAGGUGGAGGAAGAGGAGGUGGUCGUGGAGGUGGUUUUCGAGGGGGCCGUGGUGGAGGAUUUGGAGGCGGCCGUGGUGGCGGCGGACGAGGUGGUGGAUUUGGAGGCGGACGAGGUGGAGGAGGAGGCUUCAGAGGAAGAGGAGGUGGAGGACGUGGAUUCAGAGGCGGGAGAUGAUCUGAGCGUGAUGGUCUGGUGUGACGGUCUCAUCCCCGUCUCCUGCUACACGGACAGAAAUGCUGCGUUCUAUGCCAGUGCCUGGCCUGUUGGACUCACAAUAUGGACAUUGUUUCUAUUUGUAGAACUUGAAUGGAUUUUCCCUUCUUUUUUUCUUUUUUUUACCAGUUUUGAAUAUGUGAUGGAUCUUGAUGAUUUUUAUUUAAAGGUUCAUAUAUAUAAUGCUUGUAUGCAACAUAAUGAGGACCCUUCAGCCUGUUUAGGAGAUUUAGGCUCCGAUCAGACGGAGCGCUGUUUAGCAGCCUUUUGUAAUGAAAGUGAAGAUUCUUCCUUUUGCGAUGCACAGCGCCUCAAGUUUUUCUGCUCAUUGAGGCUUGUGUGUUUGUGGAAGUGCUCAGAGCAGUAAAGCAUCUGAUGUCAUUUGCAUUAGCUAGCAACUAUUCAACAAAAAAAGCAAGCUGCAUUUUAUUAAAUUGUAGGCUGAACAACAAGGGCAGUGUGGUGCGCCUCAUGUUUAGCAACCUGCUAAAAGCACGCUGUCUGAUCCGGAUCUUAUUGGGCCCCUUUGUGAACAGGCACAUCAUUAUCUUGUGAUGAUUAUUUUCAAAUGUUUGGCCAUGACAGAUGUUUGUACUUUGAUUAAGAUUCAAGAGAUGCAUUCACAAACUUCCAUUUAUUACUUUCCUCAGAUAUGGGAACAUGUGUGGAAAAUCUUUAUAUGCUGUUAGUUGAAAACAUUUUAAUACCCCUCAAUUGUAAAAUCUUGAGCAGAAUGUUGUCACAUUUGUUAAAGGCUCUUGAAUAAAAGAUGCUUUGUAA
Messenger RNA from Centropristis striata (black sea bass), 1627 nucleotides. RefSeq names its product GAR1 homolog, ribonucleoprotein (gene gar1). Gene Ontology annotation, biological process: ribosome biogenesis; snoRNA guided rRNA pseudouridine synthesis. Gene Ontology annotation, molecular function: box H/ACA snoRNA binding. Gene Ontology annotation, cellular component: box H/ACA snoRNP complex. Lineage: Eukaryota; Metazoa; Chordata; Actinopteri; Perciformes; Serranidae. The transcript is spliced from 7 exons. The record is from RefSeq and is a predicted model, not a curated record. Bases 146 to 808 code for a protein of 220 amino acids.